GUCAUCACAUCAACGAAGCCAGAGCACAACAGCCAAGCAAAACUACGAACGCCGAGAAAAGAAGACGAGGGAGGGUGGAGAAACACCGUUAAAAUAAAUUUCCCAAUCUGGUUCUCCGUUGCUCGCUUCUCCGAUUCCUCCUGCCGCGGCUAUUUUGUAGGCGCUCGCGCUGCGAUUAAACCACGCCAUUCGUGGAGAAGGCGAGGAAGAUUGAGAGGACAUUCUUUGAGGGCCGGAGGGGAGUGCGGCCGGCCAUCGCCGCGCGCGAGACGGCGACCGGCUAUGAUCUGAUCCGCGCCUGGAGGAAUCGCCGGAAAGAUCCGUGGAGCUUCGUGACUUUUGGGGGCAGAAAAAAGUGUGCCUUUUGAGGGGGAUUUUUUUUUUUUCAUUUCUUUCCAUCAUGCCGGAAUCUGGUUUCUAUUGUUCCAAGAAGACGGACGAUAUCUGCGAGGAUGUCUGCGGCGAGAUGUCGAAGGCAGGUCUGAGCAUGUCGCGACUCCGUUGCGCUCUCCGAGGAUUCGAUUUCAAGGCAUUGCUUCUCCUCCUCAUCGGAGUUCCUAUCCUUGUUGUUAUCAUCUACUUGCAUGGGCAAAAGAUCACCUACUUCCUCCGACCCAUCUGGGAGUCCCCUCCCAAACCCUUCCGCACCAUCCCCCACUACUAUCAUCACAACGUCUCAAUGGAGCGCCUCUGCCAGAUUCAUGGGUGGGGCGUUCGGGACACCCCUCGCCGUGUUUAUGAUGCUGUCUUGUUCAGCAACGAACUCGAUAUGCUCGAGAUCCGGUGGCAAGAGCUCAGUCCGUACGUCUCAGAGUUUGUCCUCCUUGAAUCCAAUUCUACUUUCACUGGUCUGAUAAAGCCCCUCUCUUUUGACAACAAUCGGCAACGAUUUAAGUUUGCUGAGUCACGGCUAACCUAUGGUAAUAUUGGGGGAAGGUUCGUGAAGGGAGAGAAUCCCUUUGUUGAGGAGUCGUACCAGCGAGUGGCCCUGGAUCAGCUUCUAAGGAUAGCAGGUAUCGAGGAUGAUGACUUGUUGAUCAUGUCUGAUGUUGAUGAGAUCCCAAGCGGCCAUACAAUUGACCUCCUGAGGUGGUGUGAUGAGAUUCCUGAGAAACUUCAUCUGCAACUCCGUAAUUAUCUCUACUCGUUUGAGUUUUACCUUGAUGACAAGAGUUGGAGGGCUUCCAUUCACAGGUACCGGUUAGGGAAGACCAGAUAUGCCCAUUUCCGUCAGACUGAUGAUCUGUUUGCUGAUUCCGGUUGGCAUUGUAGCUUCUGUUUCCGUCAUAUAAGUCAAUUCAUAUUUAAGAUGAAGGCAUAUAGCCAUGUCGACCGUGUGAGAUUUGCCUACUACUUGAAUCCUAGCAGAAUUCAAGAUGUGAUAUGUCGAGGAGCAGACCUGUUUGACAUGCUUCCAGAGGAAUACACAUUUCAACAAAUUAUUGCUAAGUUGGGUUCAAUACGUAGUUCAUAUUCUGCUGUCGGUCUUCCUUCUUAUCUACUUCAGCAUGUUGACCAGUAUCGGUACCUCUUGCCUGGCAAUUGCAGGCGAGAAAGUGAGUGAGUUUUCGUUGAUGGUACUUCUGAUUGCUUGCAUAUGCUACAGGGUCUUGUUGAGAAAAUUGAUGAGUAUCUAAAACUGUUGGAUGAUGCCUCCGGGAUGAACUGCAAGCAGUGGAGUUUUAUUGUGAUGUGAUAUAAUGUUAGUGAAGCUGAUUGUAUUUCUACAAGUUUUCCUGGUUCCAUCGCUAUUUAUUAGUCGAGGGAGGUCAGGAAAAUUUAGUAGCACUGGAGGUUCGACUCUACUUACCUCAUUGAUAUAUAAUAUUAUACCAGUUAUUGUAGAAAGGAAAUUGAGGAAUGUUUGAUUGGUGGAUUUUUGAAAACUAAUUUAUUCAUGUAUUUUCUUCAAAGUUCUCUAGAAAUUUAUCAACCUCAUCAUUACAUGUCC
Molecule: messenger RNA, 1951 nt
Organism: Zingiber officinale
Lineage: Eukaryota; Viridiplantae; Streptophyta; Magnoliopsida; Zingiberales; Zingiberaceae
Product: beta-1,4-mannosyl-glycoprotein 4-beta-N-acetylglucosaminyltransferase-like
Exons: 2
Coding region: 401-1564 (387 amino acids)
Biological process (GO): N-acetylglucosamine metabolic process; protein N-linked glycosylation
Cellular component (GO): membrane
Molecular function (GO): beta-1,4-mannosylglycoprotein 4-beta-N-acetylglucosaminyltransferase activity
Source: RefSeq, a predicted model, not a curated record